UGACACCCUAUCACGUCGGUUCCUCAAUCCCUUGCUAUAUUAAAGCACUUGCAUCUCCUCCUCAUAAUCUCAAACUUCUCAAUAUUAAUUGGUGACAUUCAAAUAAAUUCAAACCACACACUUGCUUAGUUUUCACUCCAUAUCUCAAAGUUUUAGUUAGCAAAAAAACAAAAAACAAAAAAUCCCAAAUUCUUAUUGUUUUUUGAUCGAUUAUGGGAAAGGUUCUUGAGAAGGAGGCGUUCGGAUUGGCCGCAAAAGACAAUUCUGGAGUUCUGUCGCCUUUCCGUUUUGCUAGAAGGGAGACUGGAGAGAAGGAUGUUAGGUUCAAAGUGUUGUUCUGUGGAAUUUGUCACACUGAUUUACAUAUGAUCAGGAACGAUUGGGGAAUGUCUACUUAUCCUCUCGUCCCCGGGCAUGAGAUCGUUGGCUUGGUGACUGAAGUGGGAGGUAAAGUGACUAAAUUCAAGACCGGAGACAAAGUCGGAGUCGGGUGCAUGGUCGGCUCGUGCGGGUCAUGUGACAGUUGUACCGAAGGUCUUGAGAACUACUGUCCAAAAAUGAUCCAAACGUACGGGUUCAAGUAUUACGACGACACAAUAACCUACGGUGGUUACUCCGACAAUAUGGUUUGUGACGAAGCUUUUAUCAUCCGUAUUCCCGAUAAUCUCCCUUUGGACGCUGCUGCGCCGCUACUAUGCGCAGGGAUCACGGUCUAUUCACCGUUGAAGUACCACGGGCUCGACAAGCCCGGCAUGCACAUUGGCGUGGUGGGACUAGGCGGUUUGGGUCAUGUAGCGGUUAAAUUUGCAAAGGCUAUGGGUACAAAGGUCACGGUUAUUAGUACUUCAGAUAGUAAGAGAGGAGAGGCGAUUAACCGGCUUGGUGCGGACGCGUUCGUGGUGAGCCGAGACCCACAACAGAUUAAGGGUGCAAUGGGGACUAUGGAUGGUAUUAUUAAUACCGUAUCUGCGACUCAUUCGCUUCUUCCGUUGCUCGGUAUGCUCAAGCAUAAGGGAAAACUGGUUAUGGUUGGUGCACCAGAAAAGCCACUUGAGCUCUCGGUUAUGCCUCUCAUUUUCGAGAGGAAGAUGGUGAUGGGAAGUAUGAUAGGAGGGAUCAAGGAGACUCAAGAGAUGGUGGACAUGGCCGGAAAACACAACAUCACGGCGGAUAUUGAACUUAUCUCUGCGGAUUAUGUCAACACUGCCAUGGAACGGCUUGAGAAGGCUGACGUUAGGUACCGAUUCGUGAUUGAUGUUGCCAACACAUUGAAGCCUACUCCUUAAUUAUAAAUCUUAAGAUUUGAAUUUCCCCAAUGCUUUUUAUUUUUAUUUCUUGUAUGGUUUCUUGUACUAAGUUUCGUGUUGUUACUUAAGGAGGUUUUGGGUGACUCUACAUGUAGCAUGCCUUAAUCAAUUUAAUAAACUUGAACAUUAUAUUUAU
Messenger RNA from Eutrema salsugineum, 1443 nucleotides. RefSeq names its product cinnamyl alcohol dehydrogenase 8. Gene Ontology annotation, biological process: lignin biosynthetic process. Lineage: Eukaryota; Viridiplantae; Streptophyta; Magnoliopsida; Brassicales; Brassicaceae. Bases 213 to 1286 code for a protein of 357 amino acids. Gene Ontology annotation, molecular function: cinnamyl-alcohol dehydrogenase activity; zinc ion binding. The record is from RefSeq and is a predicted model, not a curated record. The transcript has 4 exons.